GCUCAAGCGUGCCCUUGCUGCCGCUGUACCAGCUCACAAGCACUCGCAUUCGAUCCUCGUCCAAAUCCGAGCUCGCCCCGCCCCGUCGCCGUCUCGCCUCGCUCCCUUCCUUCCUCGCCGUCAUCAUGGGCGUCGACCUCGAGCCCGACAACCUGUACCUGCGCCAGACUUUGGCCGACAAGUUCAUCAGGCCUACGAGCCUCGACCAGUCGUUUGUCGACUUCGACUCGGUCCGGUACCACCUCUCGACCCCGGAACGCAAGACGCAGCUCGUCCUCUCGAUGGACGUCCCCUGCUGGCAAGAGCUCAAGCAGUACGGCGCACUCGACGUCCUCGAGCGCGAGUACGGGUCGCGCCUCUUGCCCGAGGGCCAGACCGAGGACGGGUUCUCGCUCACGCUCGUCGUCGACCUCGACCAGGGCCCGCCCGAGGGAGAAGAGCGCACCGCCCUGAUCCAGUCGCUCGCCCUCCUCAAGCGCAACGCGCUCGCCGCGCCGUUCGAGCGCGCUUUUGCGAUCCAGCGCGACAUGGAGCAGAACCCGGUCGAGGACGGCGUCAAGGACCCGCGUGGCGAGGUCAUGAGCGUCCACUACCGGCCUGAAGAGGCGAUCUACCUCCUCCCGUCGUCCGACCGCGUCACCGUCGUCUUCUCGACCAUCUUCAAGGAGGAGACGGACCGCAUUCUCGGCAAGGUCUUUCUCCAAGAGUUUGUCGACGCCCGUCGCCGCCCGAGCUGCCAGACGGCGCCCCAGGUCCUGUACUCAAACCGCGAGCCGCCGCUCGAGAUCCGCCACCUCAAGGGCCUGGACAUGACGGAGCGCGCUGGCUAUGUCACGUUCGUCCUGUUCCCUCGCCACUUUACGCCUCAGUCGUACGCGUCGACCAUCACGCAGAUCCAGCUCUUCCGCGACUUCCUCCACUACAACAUCAAGUGCAGCAAGGCGUACCUCCACUCGCGCCUGCGCGUGCGCACGACGAGCUUCCUCAAGGUCUUGCGGCGCGCCCAGCCCGAGCCCGUCGAGGAGGGCGAGCGCAAGACGGCCAGCGGUAGGACCUUUGUGCGCUCGUAGAUCUCGCUCGCAGGUCGUGGAAUGGACUCUUUUUGUGCAUGUUU
Rhodotorula graminis WP1 is the source of this 1114-nucleotide messenger RNA. RefSeq lists its product as uncharacterized. The transcript has 7 exons. The coding region runs from base 126 to 1070 and encodes 314 amino acids. The record is from RefSeq and is a predicted model, not a curated record. Gene Ontology annotation, biological process: Arp2/3 complex-mediated actin nucleation; actin filament polymerization. Lineage: Eukaryota; Fungi; Basidiomycota; Microbotryomycetes; Sporidiobolales; Sporidiobolaceae. Gene Ontology annotation, cellular component: actin cytoskeleton; Arp2/3 protein complex. Gene Ontology annotation, molecular function: structural constituent of cytoskeleton; actin filament binding.